This is a messenger RNA of Microthlaspi erraticum, 270 nucleotides long. The record is from the annotation of a GenBank genome assembly. Lineage: Eukaryota; Viridiplantae; Streptophyta; Magnoliopsida; Brassicales; Brassicaceae.
AUGUCUUCUAUUGGAGCAAACUACGCACAACUACAAGUCAUGCAGAAGAAGCAAAAGGAGAAGAUGAUGAAGAAGAGAUUGGAAAAGGAGAGAGAUGGCAGCGCAGACGGAGUUUCUUCUGCCUCCACAGGAAAGAGUGAAAUCUCUCGUCUUCUUCGCUUCUCUUCUAAGAAACAGACAAAUGCAGAGCUGAUUGUGCUUCUUCCUCCUCUCUCCUCUCACAUUUCCCAUCUAAGGGGAGUUGAUGUUCUGACGAUCUUCUCUGGGUAG